CUGCAUGCUCGUGGGGAGAGGGUCGGAAUAACUCUAUUUUCAGUUGAGUGGACACAGGGGUCAAGGAUCGAAUAGAAAGAUGACUUGAUAUUGAAUUUGGGAUACGUAUUCAAGGAGAAUUGUUUGGAGUGCCUUGACUGGCUUUUUUCCUUUGCUGACAAUGUGCUUCCCCUGCUUACAAUAUAGCUGACCGUCCUUGGCAAGCAGCCAAAGCCGUUCUGGGGUGGUAUUGGUUCCCAUCAUCGCCAUGGGAUGCAUGAAUCAAUGAACACUUGAGCUAAACGGGUGUUGGCGGGAACGUAGAUCGUUAAGUACAUAUUGCUCCCGCUUCAAAUGAACUACGGAGUAUUCUGGUUCUCUUUCGCUUCAAGUGUUUCAUUAUUAAUACAUGCCCAAUCCUCCUCCUUCCUAACUUGAUAACAAAAAUCAAGCAUCUCAUCCUCGAAUCCUUAUCCCACAGACCUUGUGUAUUAAUCAAUAUACAUUUGGGAGUCGCUGUUGAAUACCACCCACGUUUGCGCUUGUUCACUUCCGCCCCAUCAUGGCCACUUUCGAAAUCCCAUACUCCGAUACUUUCGAAAUGGGUGAAUCGGACGAUUCCAUUUCCAUGUUCUUUGACUUUGACUCUCCGCCUCCAUCUUUCGACGACGAUUUUCCCACCAUGAAUACACCCUCUCCAACUCGUGUAACUUCUCCUCCACCCUCAAAACCCACGACAACUACCACGGCACCUAGAGGAGGAAUUCGAGUGUCACUUGCCUGUAUACCAGUAAGCAGAACCUCUCACUCCACCGCACGCUUCUAAGGACGCAACUAAUCAUCCGAUAUAGUGUCGAAGUCGUCAUGUGAAGUGUGGUGCCGAGACACCCGCCUGCUCACGCUGUCAAACGGACGAUAAACAAUGCUUUUAUGCCAAAUCCCGGAGAGGAAUGCGUGAUCGAAAUGCACCCAAGAAAUCAACAUCAAUUUCUGACCAAGUAUCUCCGUCUCCUGAUUUUCGACAAGCACAGCCUCAUGAAAACUUGGUAUUUGGAAAUUACAGUCUUGUGAAUGAGCCAUGGAGGACUCCAACCAAAAGUUCGAGUGCAGCGAGUUCGAUCUCUGGAAGUCUUGAUGGGAGGUUUGUGAGUGCGUUGGAGGAUGCACAGCCUACGAGUACGAGGAGACUAAUCGGUUUAUUCUAUACGUAUGUCCUAUAUAUCCGUGAAACUCGCAACUUUGACUAAAACACCCAGAUACUUCUACAAAGCCCACCCGUUCGUUCUCCCUCGCUUCCACUUCCUCACCCGUCUACAAAACGACCCUCUAUCUCUCUCCCACCUUGUCACAGUGAUCUCCUACAUUGGUUCCCUCUACGAUCCCUCAAUCACUUCUACCCCAUUCAGAGAUCAGGCACUAGCCCAAAUCGACGCCUUUUCACUUCCUGUGAAUGGGUUCUCGGUUCAAACACUGUUACUAACUGCCCUUGCGCUGCAUUGCGACAAUAAAAUCGAGGCAGCAAAGGGAGUGUUGGAACGUGCAACUUGGAUGGCGGUCGAGCUGGGGAUGAACUGUGCGGCUUUUGCGGAUCUGGAACAGGAUUUUGUACUUGGGGAGAGCUGGAGGAGGACGUAUUGGGGGAUUUGUGAGGCGGAGGGUUUAUUUGCUGGUGUUGGGCUGGGUAUUAGGAGUGCGGAGGGUCUUGGGGAUGGGUUUGCUUGACGUGACGCGCGAUGUUCUUUCUACAUACACUUUGCAUGUUCUGGCGUUUGGAUGGCAUUUCAGUUUCUUGUUGGGAGAGCGAGGGCAUUGUUUUUGGGAUGUUUUGGGGAUGAUAUCAAUAUGUUUCUUUUGCGUCAGGGCAUUUUUAUAUUGAAAAUAUGAUAGAGUAAGGAGUUCGCUUUGCUGGGCAAUACUAGAUGGUCAAGAAGAGUGGUUUAUACUGUUGAUUAGUAGAUAUUAGGUUAGAAAGUCUCAACACUUCAAUAAUGCACAAAAGACAUCUACAUCGGGU
Messenger RNA from Hymenoscyphus albidus, 1993 nucleotides. The record is from the annotation of a GenBank genome assembly. NCBI's taxonomy places the organism in Eukaryota, Fungi, Ascomycota, Leotiomycetes, Helotiales, Helotiaceae.